GACCAGGUGCAGAAAUACGUGAUCUCGGUUUUUGCUGCCAUAGCUUGGUGCAAUGCCCUCGAGCUCAUUGUUCUUUGCUUCAGCACCUUCAAGCGAUACCGCGGUUGUUACUUCUGGAGCUUGUUAAUUGCCUCGGCCAGCCUCAUCCCACAUUGUUUGGGCUACAUCUUCUAUAUCUUCCCCCUCGGCAUUUCGCCUUAUGUGUCGGUGACUCUGAUUCUUCUGAGCUGGUGUGUCAUGGUGACAGGACACUCGCUCGUUCUGUGGUCGCGACUCACCCUUGUUCUGCAGUCGCAGAAAGUUCUCAGGGGGAUUCUCACUCUGAUUAUCGUCGACGCUAUUAUCUUACAUAUACCCACUGUGGUCCUAAUGUACGGGUCCAUCACGUUGGAGCCAUUUGCGACAGGAUACAAUAUCAUGGAAAGAAUCCAGCUCGUUUGGUUCUGUGUCCAGGAAGUCAUUAUCUCGGGGACAUAUGUCUGGGAAACGGCAAAGACCUUACGAAUCCGCCCCGAAAGCCGCCACCAUAAGAUCCUCGCACAACUUCUCAUGACCAACGUCGUCAUUCUCAUCCUCGACGUCGCCGUCGUCGGAAUCGAAUAUGCCGGAUACUAUGCGCUUCAGGUCAUGUUCAAGCCGGUCGCGUACAGCAUCAAGUUCAAACUCGAAUAUGCCAUCCUCGGUCGCUUGAUUCAGAUCGCCAAGGGGGGUUGCUCGAACGAUAGCCCGUUGUCAUAUACACCGCAG
Aspergillus steynii IBT 23096 is the source of this 747-nucleotide messenger RNA. RefSeq lists its product as uncharacterized. The transcript has a single exon. NCBI's taxonomy places the organism in Eukaryota, Fungi, Ascomycota, Eurotiomycetes, Eurotiales, Aspergillaceae. The annotation marks the transcript as partial. The record is from RefSeq and is a predicted model, not a curated record.